AUGGCCUCCGAAACAACACUCCCACCACCUACAAAGCCUGCCUCUCCACCUCCGCACCGCCUCUCCAUCCCCUUCCCCGAACGCACCGUACUCCUCACCACCCUCUCCGCCGGCACCGGUCUAGCCUUGGGUCUCGCUCACGGCAGCACAGAAUCUGGUCUCCGCUUCCGCGCUGAGAAUGCCCACCGUCUACCCACUUCGCAAACAGGCUGGUAUUUGUACCACAAAAGCAAAAACUACCAUGUCAUCCUCGGCGGCGUCAAGGAAGGCUUCAAGAUGGCUGGCAAGCUGGGACUGUGGAGUGCCGUGUUCGUGGUGAUGGAGGAAGGCAUUGAUCGAGGGAGGGCGGCGACGGUGAGGGGGUGGAGGGAGAGGGUGGGAAGAGAUCUUGGGAGGUAUGGUGGCGAUGAGGGGGAAGAGAAGGUGGUGCCGCGGGAUUUUGUGAGCACGGUGUUGGCUGGGCUGGGCACAGCGGGAGCAUUCUCAGCUUGGAAUGGGUUCCCGCUGCCUACUGCUGUGAGACUGGCGAAGAUGGGCGCAAAGGUGGGGUUGGUGUUUGGGCUGUUACAAGAUGGAGUGAGCUUUGCAAGAGGGAGGAGGUUGGGCUACGUGGAGUUUGUUAGGAAGCAUGCUUUUGGCACGAGCGAUGAUGAAGGUCUACGAACUGGCAAGGGUAUGGCGGCGGGGUGA
Messenger RNA from Saxophila tyrrhenica, 690 nucleotides. RefSeq lists its product as uncharacterized. Lineage: Eukaryota; Fungi; Ascomycota; Dothideomycetes; Mycosphaerellales; Extremaceae. The transcript has a single exon. The coding region runs from base 1 to 690 and encodes 229 amino acids. The record is from RefSeq and is a predicted model, not a curated record.